Rotaria sordida is the source of this 540-nucleotide messenger RNA. NCBI's taxonomy places the organism in Eukaryota, Metazoa, Rotifera, Eurotatoria, Philodinida, Philodinidae. The record is from the annotation of a GenBank genome assembly.
AUGCAAUUAAUCAAAUCGUUUUUUGAAGAUUUACCAAAUGAAAUUUUAUAUGAAAUAUUUGAAUAUCUUGAUUUAUACCAUGUUUAUGAUGUGUUUUUCGAUCUCAAUCAACGAUUUCAAACUUUAUUUCUUAAUUCAACCAUUCCAAUAAAAAUUAACAUUCCAACUGUAUUUAAAUCAAAUGUUGAAGGUUAUUAUGAAAAAAUGAUUAUUCGAAAUAAACAUCGAAUUAAUAUUCUUCGUUUAUUAAAUCCAUUUAUUGUUGAUAUUAUAUUUUCAACACCUCAUAUUAUUUCAAAAUUUAUCCGUCUUGAAAUACUAAUACUUGAUAAUAUUCAUACAAAAAAGGGACGUGAAAUGGUUGCUGAUAUUCAACUGCAACAACGAGCUAUAGCUUGUCCAGAAAUUUCUAUUGAGUUUAGUGCAUCAUUUCACUUGAUUACACAAGCUCAAUAUGGUACUAUGGAGUGUAAUGAUAAUGUUAGUGAUGGCGAUAUAAAUAAUGCGAUUCAAUCUGAAUCUAGACGAUUUCUAUCCUAA